Messenger RNA from Cryphonectria parasitica EP155, 1738 nucleotides. Its product is annotated as concanavalin A-like lectin/glucanase. The transcript is spliced from 3 exons. NCBI's taxonomy places the organism in Eukaryota, Fungi, Ascomycota, Sordariomycetes, Diaporthales, Cryphonectriaceae. Gene Ontology annotation, molecular function: hydrolase activity, hydrolyzing O-glycosyl compounds; glycosyltransferase activity. Gene Ontology annotation, cellular component: fungal-type cell wall. The coding region runs from base 245 to 1738 and encodes 497 amino acids. The record is from RefSeq and is a predicted model, not a curated record. Gene Ontology annotation, biological process: fungal-type cell wall organization; carbohydrate metabolic process.
CUCGUCGUCAUCCUUGGGAUCUUGGGCCUUCGAGCUCAGCACCGACCCUUCAUCCAUCUGGUCUCCUAGAGUCUUUUUUCUGUCUUCUCGUUCUUUUUUUUCUUCUUUUCCUGUCUUAGUAUUCGUCGGUCCCUCCACGACUUCGCAUAUCUGGCCGUGCCAGCCUGUGCGACAUUCGACAAAAAGGAAAUCGAUCCAAACCCGACUCGAGUUGUGCCUUGACCUCUUCUUGUUACCUUGCACCAUGUUGUCCUCCCGUGCCUUCGUGCUGCCUGCUGCCCUCCUGCUGGGCGCGGUGCAGCACGUCGUCGCGCAGACGAGCAGCUCCUGUAACCCCGUCACCAACGGCACAGGUUGUCCCACCGACCCGGCCUUCUCCACCGAGCACGAAUGGGUCUUCAACACCUCGAACGCCAUCACCUGGACCGACGACGGUGCCAACUUCACCAUCUCCGAGAAGGGCGACUCCCCGACCAUCCGCUCCGAGUUCUACAUCUUUGGUGGUCGUGUCGAGAUCUGGAUGAAGGCGGCUCCUGGCCAGGGCAUUAUUUCGUCCGUCAUGCUGCUGUCCGACGACCUCGACGAGAUUGACCUCGAGUUUGUUGGCGGCAACGGCACUGCCGUCCAGACCAACUACUUUGGCAAGGGUCUCAACAACAUCACCUGGGAGACCGACUUUGAAGUCUCGGGAGGCACCCUCGACGCCUUCCACAACUACACCGUCGACUGGACCAACAGCAGCCUCCAGUGGUACAUUGACGGCGAGCUCAAGCGCUCCCUGACCCCCGAGGAGGCCAACAACACACACAGCUACCCGCAGACCCCCAUGAGGGUGUACAUUGGUCCCUGGGCCGGUGGCGACCCAGACAACGCCGAGGGUACCAUCGAGUGGGCUGGCGGCGAGACCGACUACAGCAAUGGACCCUACACCAUGGCUGUUCAGAGCGUCAAGGUCACCGACUACGGCCGGGGUACGGCUUACAACUACACCGACAACAGCGGCACUUGGGCCAGUAUUGAGAUGCUCAACACCGACAAGAACUCCACGGCCGAAGAGACCCUGACCGCGGCGCCCACCGAGAGCCUGUCGGAAAAGUUCAACAACCUCUCGACAGGCAGCAAGUCGGCCAUCUUCGCCUGCAGCGGAGCCGCCGCGCUCGGUCUUGUGGCCUAUGCCGGCUUCUACUGCAUCCGCCAGCGCAAGAGGGGCACCAUGGAGGCCAAGAUGGCGGCGCAGAAGAUGGAGGACGAGCGCCUGGAGAUGGAAGGCUACAAGGCCAGGGGCAUCAACCCGGACGGAUUCUCCGAGGCCCAGCCCGAGUAUGACGCCAAGACGGGCAUCGCCACGCGCGAGGUGCAGGUUCCGGACUACAGCGAGCCCAACCACGAGAAGUUUGGGUCCAUGAGCAUGACGGCUGGGGGCGCGGCGGGCAUGAGCGCCGCGGCGGCGAGACCUUUGCUGCGGAACGGCCCUGCCGCUGCGUCGCCGCCGGGCACGCCCAACGGCUACAACACGCACGAUCCUUACUCGGACAGCUUCUCGCCCAUCGACAACAAUGGCUUCGGCGGCAUGCACAGCCCACCGCCUGGCAUGCCCCCCACCGCGCCCCUGCCUGGUGUUCCCAACCGCAGCUUCUCGAACCCCAACUCGCAGAUACAUGACGACGGCUUCGAGACCCACCCGCAGAGGAGCUUCUCCAACCCCAAUGGGGGCUAUGGCGCGGACCACUGGCGGUAA